This is a messenger RNA of Anoplophora glabripennis (Asian longhorned beetle), 576 nucleotides long. RefSeq lists its product as uncharacterized. The transcript has a single exon. The coding region runs from base 1 to 576 and encodes 191 amino acids. Lineage: Eukaryota; Metazoa; Arthropoda; Insecta; Coleoptera; Cerambycidae. The record is from RefSeq and is a predicted model, not a curated record.
AUGCCAAGUAGCUCAACACCGGUUCGAAGUCCCAGAGACUCGACAUCCUUUGGCCAAGAAGGUUUUACCCCUUCUUUAACAUUACAAGAUGGCUCGGAAGGUUUUACCCCUUCUGUAAUAUCUGCCAGAAGUAUUGAGCAGGAAAAUGCCCCCUCACCAAAUAUUAAUAAUAGUAUAUUGGUGGUACAUGAACCGGGUUUGGAUGAAGAAGUGUUGAAAUGCUUGGGAGAAGACCCUGAGAACGCCAAGACCGAAAAAGUGGAGCUGCACAAGGCAUUGUCUCCUAGAUGGCAGCAUAUGCUGACAAAAGGUAUAUCAAAAGAUAAUAAAUUAGAACUGCUGGCGAAAUAUCCAGUCCCAAGCAACUGUGGCGGGUUGCAAACGCCUACAUUAAAUCCAGAAAUAGCCCAAGCCGUUUCCGAUAUAUCCUUAAAGAAAUAUAAAUCGUCGCCUCAGAACCAGCCUAUUCUUUGUCCACUUUUUUCUGAAAAUAACAUUUUUAUGCCAAAUUAUUCCAUGUCCUUAACGCUAUCCGCCAGUAUAUUCCAUGUUCUCAAACGUCAAUUGGUUUUGUAA